AUGACUCCUUACAGCAGCAGUAGCUUGGUGCUGGAGACUCUUCCUCCUCCCUCCCCUGUCUCUCCCUCCUCUUCCCCUCACUGCCCCAAGCCUGGCCAGCAAAAGGCCGCAGCACAGCACAUCAGCAGCACCCCCUCCUGGUUGAUGGACAGGGCGAGCGGGUUGGGACUGAGCUCCCUGUUGGGCCGGGCUAUCACUGAGGCCACAUUAGCCUCUGCCGGGUCACUGAGCACAAUCGAUGCUCUGAGUCAUUGA
Messenger RNA from Knipowitschia caucasica, 255 nucleotides. NCBI's taxonomy places the organism in Eukaryota, Metazoa, Chordata, Actinopteri, Gobiiformes, Gobiidae. The record is from the annotation of a GenBank genome assembly.